AUGCCUGCAAGCAAGCUAAGGAAGGCCCUUGGUGCAGUAAAAGAUCAAACAAGCUUAAGUCUCGCCAAGGUAACAAAUGCAGCAAAUCUUGAAGUUGUCAUCCUCAAAGCCACCACGCAUGAUGAGAUUCCCAUUGAAGAUCGUUUCGUUAAUGAAAGUGGUCUCGUAUCAUCCAACAAGCUUUAUGCAGCAGCAUGUGCUCAAUCCAUUGGCAAACGCAUUGGUAAAACCAGAAACUGGGUUGUUGCGUUGAAAUCUCUCAUGAUCAUCCUCAGAAUCUUUCAAGAUGGUGAUCCUUAUUUCCCCAGAGAAGUCUUGCAUGCAAUGAAACGUGGCUCAAGAAUCCUAAAUCUCUCAGGAUUCAGAGACGAUUCGAGUUCGAGUCCAUGGGAAUACACUGCUUUUGUCAGAUUAAUGGCUUUGUACCUUGAUGAACGCUUGGAUUGCUUCUUAACAGGAAAGCUUCAAAGAAGAAUCACAUUCAAGAAUCAAAGUCCUUUCAAGAAUCAUCAUCACAAGAUGUUUAAUGAUACUGUGGGAAUCAAAGACAUGAAACCAGCAAUGUUGCUUGACAAGAUUACUUAUUGGCAACGCUUGUUGGAUAGAGCUAUAGGAACAAGACCAACUGGGGAAGCUAAAAAAAAUCGUUUAGUUCAAAUCUCUCUAUACGCUGUCGUUCAGGAGACUUUUGAUCUCUAUAGAGAUAUCUCUGAUGGGCUUGCUGUUAUUCUUGAUAGCUUCUUCAAAUUACCAUACAAGUCAUGUCUCUCUGCAUUUCAAGCUUGUGUGAAAUCUUGCAAGCAGUUUGAUGAGUUAGGUGAUUUUUAUUCAUUUUGCUUAAGCAUUAGGGUUGGUAGGAGCAGUGAGUAUCCUAAAGUUCAGAAGAUAUCAGAAGAACUCAUGGAAACAUUACAAGAGUUCUUAAGAGACCAAGCUACAACUAACACUAACAUUAAUGUCAGUGGUUAUAAUCAUCAUCAUCAUUCUAAAUCUUCUUCUUCUUCUUCUGCUUCACAAUACUUACCACUCUCAAAACACUUGCUGGUUUCUGCAUUAAGGGAAAGUCCAGGUAUUCAUUAUGAGAGAUAUGGGACACCAGAGCGUUACUUUGAGACAGAAUCUGAACAUGGAUCAUCUCAUUGCACAUCAUUAGAGGAUUUAAUGAUUGCUACCGAUGCUGGAACGUUGACACCAAGGAGGUUUGAGAUAGAUUAUGCUUGGUCUUGUUUAGACCUUGUGAGUCUUGAUGAGGUGCAAAACGAAGGAGAAAAAGAAAAGCGAGCAAAUAAUAAUUCAUCCCAAGAUUGUUGGGAGCUAGUUUUGGCAGAGACAACAAGUACUACAACAGAGAAAGAGAAGUUUGAUCAACCUAAUUCAGUCCCACAUCAUCACUACAAUCCUUUUCUGGAACUUGAUGAUGCAACUGUUUCUCCUUGUAUCACUACUACAGAUCAACGACAGACAAAUUUGACAUCAAUUUUUGGUGACUUGAAUUUGAACACUACUUCAUGUGCAAUGCCAACAAGCUUUAGUUCACAAGAUCUUGCAGAGAAUAAUAACAUGGCUUUGGUACCAGCUUUUCAAGAAAAAAAUAAUCUUCCUCCUGAGAUGAAUAAUUCUGCUUCAUUGUUUCAAUCUCAAGGUUCAUUUAAGAUUGGUUCAACGUCACCUUUUGAGGGAUAUAAUUCAUAUCAAAUGAGUGCAACACAAACAUUGAAUUCUCAUGAUUCUUCAUCUCUGACAAGCAUUAAUGCAUCAACUUUUACUUCUCAAGGUUCUUUCAAGACUGAUUCAGCAUCAUCAUCAACUGCUUCUUCUCAAGGCUAUGAGUUAUAUCAAACAAGCAUGGCACCAACUUUUAAUUCACAAUGUUCAUUUAAGAUUAGUUCAACAUAUCAGACGAGUACAAGACCAACUUUCAAUUCUCAAAGUUCAUUCAAGUUUGGUUCAUCAACAUCAACUUCUCAAAGCCAUGAUUCAUAUCAAACCAGUGCAGAACCAACAAUUGCUUCUCAAAGUUCAUUCAAGCUUAGUUCAACAUCACCUUAUGGCACAGAACCAACCUUCAACUCUCACAGUUCCUUCAAGAGUAAUAGUUCAGCAUCAAGUUUUCAUGACCACGAUUCAUAUCAAACGAGUACGACACCACCGUUGAAUUCUCAGAAUUCCUUUAAGAUCAGUUCAGAAUCCACUUCUCAAAGUCACGAGUCUUAUCAUUCAAGCAUUGCACCUACCUUUUAUGGCCAUAAUUCACAUCAAACAAGCUUGGAGUCAACUUUUCAAGGUCAUAAUUCCUAUCAGGCAAGCAUUGAACAAUCUUUCCAAAGAUAUACUUCUUACCAGGCAAGCAUGGAACCGACUUUUUAUACCCACAUAAAUUCCAACCAAGUGAGCAUAGAACCAACUUUUCAAGCCAAUAAUUCAUUUCAGACAAGCAAUAGACCAGUUUUUCAUGGUCAUACUUCAUCUCAAAGUAAUACAGAAUCAACUUUUCUGGGUUAUAAUUCAUAUCUGACAAGCACAAAACCACCCUUUUAUGGAAAUAAUCCAUCAACGCCAACCAUUGUUGCUAAUAACCCUAAUAACGAAGCUCUGGUUCAAUCAACCUUUUGGGAGCAAAACUUCCAAAACACAAUGGCUGAACCAACAUUUCGUGCAGACAUUUCUAAUGGGCCUUUAUUAGAAGCAUCAAAGGAAGAUGAUCCUUUUGGAUCAUCAUGGCCAAGUUCUUUGACCAGGAAUGAGGAUGAUGCCAUCAACAAAUCAUCAAUGCAGAAACUAAGUUUAGAGCAACAGAAGCAGAUCUGGUUGGAGCAACAAAAAAGGAUCAUUGAAAAGCAUUUGAAUUGA
Molecule: messenger RNA, 2850 nt
Organism: Prosopis cineraria
Lineage: Eukaryota; Viridiplantae; Streptophyta; Magnoliopsida; Fabales; Fabaceae
Biological process (GO): clathrin-dependent endocytosis; clathrin coat assembly; vesicle budding from membrane
Cellular component (GO): clathrin-coated pit; clathrin-coated vesicle
Molecular function (GO): SNARE binding; 1-phosphatidylinositol binding; clathrin heavy chain binding
Source: RefSeq, a predicted model, not a curated record